CCAAAAGCGCAAGUUUCCUCUCUCAAUUAUUCUCGGAUCCGAAGCAGAAGAGAGCUCCUCACUCUACCAUUGAGCUAAAAAGGUCUUAGAAUUUUACGAUUCCUGAUUAAUUUUAAAUUUUUAAUCGGCGACCCUUAUUUCGAUCAUUAAUUCAGAUCGAUCCAACUCAAUUCGCUGAACUGCGGAAAAAAUCGGGAAAAGAAAAGCUUAUUUUAAGAAAAAAUGGUGUCGGCAAAUAGUGAAAUGGCAGUUUACUGCUUUGACACGCUGGUGGCUCACUACAACAGCGAACAAGCUCCUCAUCCUGCCUUCGAUGAGGGUCAACACCCAUUAUUUGUGACCUGGAAGAAAGUGGUGAAUGGAGGGGAGCCUCGUUUACGUGGAUGCAUUGGGACACUUGAAGCUCACUGCAUCAUCAGUGGUUUUAGGGACUAUGCUCUAACAAGUGCCCUUAGGGAUCGUCGAUUUCCCCCAAUACAAGCUAAAGAAUUGCCUUACUUGCAAUGUACAGUUUCCAUUCUGACAAAUUAUGAGACUGCUCGAGACUACCUUGACUGGGAGGUUGGAAAGCAUGGAAUGAUUAUUGAAUUUACUGAUCCUGACCAUAAUGCUAGGCGAAGUGCCACGUACCUGCCUGAGGUGGCUGCUCAUGAAGGCUGGACAAAGAUAGAAGCAAUUGACUCAUUGAUUAGGAAGGCAGGUUGCAACAGCACCAUCACCGAGUCACUGCGGAAGCGUAUUCGACUUACCCGUUACGAAAGCACCUUAUUUACCAUGCACUUCAGUGAGUAUGUUGCCUAUGUCAAGGCAGCUAGAGGUGCUGCUCCAACUAUUAAUGGGGCAAAACCACAAUAGUUUUUUCUUUACCUUUCAUUUAAGCCACAAAACUUACAUGUGGGAAGGUACUUAAUUUAAACUGAAUUAUGGUUGGACCGUAUUCUGAUUGUUCCAAAUCCAGAAAUUGUUAUGCAUAUGCUAUAACUAUUUCUUCAAAUACAUUUGAUUUUGAAGAAAACAUAAAAGAAAACUGAAGUUGAACUCAGUGAACCUUCUAUAGCUCAUCCGGGAAAGAGUUGCAGUGUUGUAAACUUAUCCCUUUUCAUAUAA
Messenger RNA from Olea europaea var. sylvestris, 1107 nucleotides. RefSeq lists its product as uncharacterized. The record is from RefSeq and is a predicted model, not a curated record. Lineage: Eukaryota; Viridiplantae; Streptophyta; Magnoliopsida; Lamiales; Oleaceae. The coding region runs from base 223 to 855 and encodes 210 amino acids. The transcript has 6 exons.